This is a messenger RNA of Staurois parvus, 3571 nucleotides long. Lineage: Eukaryota; Metazoa; Chordata; Amphibia; Anura; Ranidae. The record is from the annotation of a GenBank genome assembly.
GUAUUAACCUAUGACAAUGUAGUAGACACGGGUUCGGAGACAGAUGAAGAUGACAAACUGCACAUUGCUGAAGAUGAAAGUAUUAUCACCACAUUGGACCAGGAAACAAGUCCGGCUAGUAUGCUCAAUCAUGAGUCUUCACCACAUGCCAACCAAGCAUUACUGGCAAGAGAAGAAGAGGAAGAUGACCUGAGGGAUGGCGGGAUAGACCACAACUGGCACAAUGAUGAUCUUCUGAAAGCUUCCAUAGAUGGUUCUGAUGAAAUGAAAGGGGACUAUGAUUGUAUGGGACCUGAAGCCACUCACGUAACCACUAUUAAUAACGGUACAGUAAAGAACACAAAUUGCACUUCGGAGUUUGAAGACUAUUUCACCAAUAGAAAGAUGGAUAACAGCGAUGGGCACGGUGUUAGCAUAGCAGAGUACUUACACCGCAGUGACACGGCCAUCAUUUACCCAGAAGCCCCAGAGGAGCUGUGCCGCUUGGGAACACCAGAAGCCAACGGACAGGAGGAGAAUGACCUGCCACCUGGAACACCAGAUGCUUUUGCCCAGCUGCUAACCUGUCCCUAUUGCGACCGGGGCUACAAGCGGUUGACGUCACUGAAGGAGCACAUCAAGUACCGCCAUGAGAAGAACGAAGAGAACUUCUCUUGCCCUCUUUGCAGUUAUACAUUCGCCUAUCGUACGCAACUUGAGCGGCAUAUGUUGACGCACAAACCAGGGAGAGAUCAGCAUCAAAUGUUGACCCAGGGAGCUAGCAAUCGCAAGUUUAAAUGCACAGAGUGUGGCAAAGCCUUCAAAUAUAAGCACCAUUUAAAGGAACACCUUCGGAUACACAGCGGAGAGAAGCCAUAUGAAUGCCCAAAUUGCAAGAAACGCUUCUCCCAUUCGGGUUCCUACAGUUCACACAUUAGCAGCAAGAAAUGCAUUGGCCUGAUCUCUGUGAAUGGGAGAAUGAGAAACAACAUGAAGGCAGGUUCAUCUCCAAAUUCUGUGUCGUCAUCUCCCACCAAUUCAGCCAUAACUCAGCUCCGGCACAAACUGGAGAAUGGGAAACCACUUGGCUUGACGGAACCUUCGGGCCUACUUAAGAUCAAAACAGAAUCACUAGAUUACAAUGACUAUAAACUUCUUUUGGCAGCCUCACACGGGUUUAAUGGUCCUAAUCCAUUCAUGAAUGGUGGUCUUGGAGCCACCAGUCCCUUGGGAAUUCACUCCUCAGCUCAGAGUCCAAUGCACCACUUAGGUGUAGGGAUAGAGGCGUCAUUACUUGGGUACCCAAACUUAAGCAGUAAUUUGAGCGAGGUGCAAAAGGUCCUGGAAAUUGUGGACAACACAGUUUCAAGGCAGAAGAUGGAAUGCAAGUCUGAAGAGAUUGCAAAGUUGAAGGGGUACCACAUGAAGGAAACUGGACCUCAAAGAGAGGAACAAGGUGUGACGUCUCCUGGCGUCCCACCAGUGGGUCUUCCAGUUGUAAGUCAUAAUGGUGCCACUAAAAGUAUUAUUGACUAUACGUUAGAGAAGGUAAAUGAAGCCAAAGCCUGUUUACAGAGCUUGACUACGGAUUCAAGAAGACAGUUUAGCAAUAUUAAGAAAGAAAAGUUACGUACCUUGAUAGACCUCGUAAGUGAAGAGAAGAUGCUAGAGAGCCAUAAUAUAGCCACUCCAUUUUCUUGCCAGUUUUGUAAAGAAAGUUUUAACGGUCCCAUUCCUUUGCACCAACACGAAAGAUACUUGUGUAAAAUGAACGAAGAAAUUAAGGCAGUCCUCCAACCCAGUGAAAACCUUAUUCUCAAUAAACAGGGCAUGUUGGCUGAGAAACAAGCACUACUGCUGUCAUCAGUACUUUCCGAGAAAGAAAUGAUUAGCCCUAUCAACCCUUACAAGGACCACAUGUCUGUACUUAAAGCGUAUUACGCUAUGAAUAUGGAACCUAACUCAGAUGAACUACUGAAAAUUUCCAUAGCUGUUGGCCUUCCUCAGGAAUUUGUGAAGGAAUGGUUUGAGCAAAGAAAAGUCUAUCCAUAUGCAAUUUCCAGGUCACCAUCUUUGGAAAGGACCAGUGGGGAGGUGGUACAAAUAACCACCACUCCCACGAAAGACUCUGCAUCAGCUAGGUCUCCAGUAAAACCUGUGGAUUCUAUCACUUCGCCAUCUAUAGCAGAACUUCAUAACCGGGUAUCAAAUUGUGAUACGCCUCUCAGGCUAACAAAAUCUAGUCAUUUUACUGGUCUGAAGCCAGUUAUUGAUAAAUUGGACCACUCCAGGAGCAAUACUCCAUCUCCUUUAAAUCUUUCUUCCACAUCUUCUAAAAACUCCCACAGUAGUUCUUACACUCCAAACAGUUUUUCCUCGGAAGAGCUUCAAGCUGAGCCUUUGGACUUAUCUGUACCGAGACAAAUGAAGGAAAUUAAAAGUAUUAUAGCCACAAAGAACAAAACCAAACCUAAUAAUGUCACUAUUGACCACAACAAUAUUCAUUUGCCCUCUGAGACUGUAGACGAGCCACUGAAUUUAACGUACAUUAAGAAGGAAUUUUGCAAUUCCAAUAAUCUGGACAAAAGCACUAACCCGCUAUUUGGCUUGAAUCCAUUUAGUGGCAAACCUUUGUAUACCACGCUUCCACCACAGAGCGCUUUUCCACCAGCCACUUUUAUGCCUCCAGUUCAGGCGAGUAUCCCAGGACUUCGACCAUAUCCGGGACUUGAUCAGAUGAGCUUCCUACCACAUAUGGCCUAUACUUACCCAACUGGGGCAGCUACUUUUGCAGAUAUGCAGCAGAGGAGGAAGUACCAGCGGAAACAGGGAUUUCAGGGUGAAAUGCUUGACGGGGUUCCCGAUUACAUGUCAGGCCUGGAUGAUAUGACGGAUUCUGACUCCUGCCUGAGUCGGAAAAAAAAUUAAGAAGACGGAAAGUGGCAUGUAUGCCUGCGAUUUAUGUGACAAGACAUUCCAGAAAAGUAGCUCCCUCCUGAGACACAAAUAUGAACAUACAGGAAAGAGGCCACACCAGUGUCAAAUUUGUAAAAAGGCAUUCAAACAUAAACACCACCUAAUAGAACAUUCGCGACUGCACUCUGGCGAGAAGCCAUACCAAUGUGACAAAUGCGGUAAACGCUUCUCACACUCGGGGUCUUACUCACAGCACAUGAACCACAGGUAUUCCUACUGUAAGAGAGAAGCUGAGGAAAGAGAAGCAGCUGAGAGGGAAGCCCGAGAGAAAGGUCACCUGGAACCCACCGAGCUGCUGAUGAAUCGAGCUUACCUCCAGAGUAUUACUCCUCAGGGCUACUCUGACUCAGAGGAACGGGAAAGUAUGCUUAGAGACGGGGAGAGUGAAAGAGAUAAGGAAGUUGAGGACGUUUACGAUAAGCUUGGAAGGCAAGAUGGGGAGGAAGAGUUUGAAGAGGAAGAGGAGGAGAGCGAGAACAAAAGCAUGGACACAGAUCCGGAUACAAUCCGGGACGAAGAAGAGAAUGGUGAACAUUCAAUGGAUGAUAGUUCAGAGGAUGGCAAAAUGGAAAUUAAGUCGGAUCAUGAAGAAGAAAACAUGGAGGACGGCAUGUAA